This is a messenger RNA of Tilletiaria anomala UBC 951, 462 nucleotides long. RefSeq names its product peptidyl-tRNA hydrolase II. Gene Ontology annotation, molecular function: peptidyl-tRNA hydrolase activity. The coding region runs from base 1 to 462 and encodes 153 amino acids. The transcript is spliced from 4 exons. The record is from RefSeq and is a predicted model, not a curated record. NCBI's taxonomy places the organism in Eukaryota, Fungi, Basidiomycota, Exobasidiomycetes, Georgefischeriales, Tilletiariaceae.
AUGACGAGCACCUCGCGGGCAGCGCCGCCGCUGAGCGUAGGGGCGGACUCAUCGGAAAUGCAGACGCCGCUCGUAAUGCAGCUCAUCGUCGAUCGCAAUUUGGCUUCCAGCCCAGACUGGGGAGUGGGUCCUUUGAUGGCGCAGGCAGCGCAUGCAGCAAUGGCGGUUGCCACCAAGACGGCAGCUCACCCUCUUACGCAAGAAUACGUGUCCGCCCCUCAUCUCAUACAUAUGCACAAGGUCGUCCUCCAGAGCCCCGAAAAGCAGAGCCUCCAAGAAUUAUCCGCCAGGCUCAAGGCUUCACACGAUACACUGGAAGGUUUAGAAAAGGAACGGUUUCCUGACCACUUUUUAUGGAUCGAACAGCCCGAGAAUAUCCCGACGGUUUUGGCCAUCGCGCCGAACCGAAAGCCGCAGGCACUCAAGAAGAUCCUCAACAAGUGCUCCUUACUCCGCGGUUGA